AUGAGAGGUGCUCGUCGUUCCACCACACGUAAAUCACGUUCUCCCCUUUUAGAAAAUUGUUUUCAAAAAAAAGCAGUUUGUACAAAAGUAUACACUGUCAAACCUCGUAAACCAAAUUCGGCGGUGAGAAAAGUAUGUAAAGUACGUUUGAGCACUGGUAAAACUACGAUCGCGUAUAUACCUGGUGAAGGACAUAAUUUACAAGAGCAUAGUGUUGUUUUGAUUAGAGGAGGUAGGACUAAAGAUUUACGUGGGAUAAAGUAUAAAGUAGUCCGUGGUGCUCUUGACCUCUCCGGAGUGGCAGGUAGGACCCAAAGUCGGUCUAAAUACGGCGUCAAAAUGCCUAAAAAGGCAUAA
Molecule: messenger RNA, 357 nt
Organism: Tremella mesenterica DSM 1558
Lineage: Eukaryota; Fungi; Basidiomycota; Tremellomycetes; Tremellales; Tremellaceae
Exons: 3
Coding region: 1-357 (118 amino acids)
Biological process (GO): translation
Cellular component (GO): small ribosomal subunit; ribosome
Molecular function (GO): structural constituent of ribosome
Source: RefSeq, a predicted model, not a curated record